Phaethon lepturus (White-tailed tropicbird) is the source of this 675-nucleotide messenger RNA. It is a transcript of the gene PMM2, whose product is annotated as phosphomannomutase 2. Gene Ontology annotation, molecular function: phosphomannomutase activity. The record is from RefSeq and is a predicted model, not a curated record. Bases 13 to 675 code for a protein of 220 amino acids. Gene Ontology annotation, biological process: GDP-mannose biosynthetic process; protein N-linked glycosylation; mannose metabolic process. Lineage: Eukaryota; Metazoa; Chordata; Aves; Phaethontiformes; Phaethontidae. The transcript is spliced from 7 exons. Gene Ontology annotation, cellular component: cytosol.
AUCACAGCAGACAUGGCCGCGUUUCUGCAGAAGUUGCGUCAGAAGGUGAAAGUUGGAGUCGUGGGCGGUUCAGAUUUUGAGAAGAUUAAGGAGCAGCUGGGCGAUGACGUGGUUGAACAAUUUGACUACGUUUUUCCAGAAAACGGUCUUGUAGCAUACAAAGAUGGGAAAUUCUUGAGCAAGCAGAACAUUCAGGGUCACCUGGGCGAGGACAUACUUCAAGAUCUAAUCAACUACUGCCUGAGUUAUAUUGCCAAGCUGAAACUGCCAAAGAAAAGGGGUACUUUUAUUGAGUUCCGAAACGGGAUGUUAAAUGUGUCCCCCAUUGGAAGAAGCUGCAGCCAGGAAGAACGAGUUGAGUUCUAUGAACUUGAUAAAAAGGAACAUAUAAGAGAGAAAUUUGUAGCUGACUUACGAAGAGAAUUUGCAGGAAAAGGCCUCACAUUUUCUAUAGGAGGCCAGAUAAGCUUCGAUGUGUUCCCAGAUGGCUGGGAUAAGAGGUACUGCUUAGGAAUCAUUGCCGAUGAUGGAUACAAGACUAUUUAUUUCUUUGGUGACAAGACUAUGCCAGGAGGGAAUGACUAUGAAAUUUUCACAGACUCCAGAACAGAAGGCUACAGUGUCACAUCCCCACAGGAUACCAGAAGAAUCUGUGAAGAGCUAUUUUUUAAAUAA